CACCCUUUCGCCAUGACAACGGUCGAGUGAGCCCAAAGCACGUGUCUGUUACCCCCACUCUCACUAGCGCGAUCGCUGUUUGCCUGAAUCAAAGUCACCGCCCCAGCCGAAGUUUUCUGUUGAAGUUUUUUGGGGUAUUCUCGAGAGAACCGGACUACGCCGGACUCAGCACCGCAGCGGCAGUGCAUGCAGUGACAUAAGCUAAUUUGCUUUUCUCCGAAUUCGAAAAACAUCCAACACCGAAAUCUCUUUUUCAGAAGUGUUAACGCGUGCAUGAAGAAUCUCAUCUGACAGACCAAAGCCAUGUUUGCCCUCUCGGAGCUGACGGCCCUCCCAGAGUGGCAGGGGGGGUGCUAUAAGCUGCUGAAGCCCUGGUGGGAGGUGUUUAUGGAGUACCUGGUGGUGCUCAUGCUCAUGGUCUCCGUGCUCGCCGGGACCCUCCUCCUGUCCCGGGACGGGGUGGUGUGCCUCCCCGUCGACCCCCACCAUGCCCCCUCCCUGAAUCACAGCUCCCCCCACCUCCCUGAAUCCAUGCCCCCCCACCAUCAGCCCUCCCCGGAAUCCCGCCAAGGACCUCUCCCAGCCAAUCAGGAUCGUAAUCACGCUUCCCGUCCUCCUCCUCCUCCUCCUGUUCCCCAAACCGCGGCAGCCCCCCCGCACCAGGCCCCCCCGCCCAGGGGGAGGCGCACACACCUGGACUACCAGCAGUACGUGUACGUGGCGCAGGUGUGCUACCACGAGGCGCUCCCCUGGUACUCGCGCUUCUUCCCCUACCUGGCGCUGCUGCAGUCGCUGGUGCUGCUGGCCAGCGGCUGCUUCUGGUUCCGCUUCCCGCGCACCUCCGCCCGCAUAGAGCACUUCCUGGUCAUCCUGGGCAAGUGCUGCGAGUCGCCGUGGACGUCCCGCGCUCUCUCCCUCGCCGCGCGGCUGGACGGCGCGCGGGGGUGGGCGGAGGAGGGCGGCGGGACGGUGGGCGUGGUCGCGGGAGGGGCCGGGCCCAAACCGCCGCCGCCGCCGCCGCCCUCCUCCUCCACACCCGCCUCCCGCUCCCCCUCCAUCGCAGGCCGGUCCAGCCUGGAUUCGGGCACUGACAGCCCCCUGCUGGUCAGGUCAGGGAGUGCGUCUGCCUCCGCCCACGUGACGCCCCCUUCGCCCUGUCCCUCUGCUCUCUCUCGCUCCUCCUCUCUCUCCUCCGGGUCCUUCUCCCCCUCCUCCCCCUCCCCCUGCGCACCCCAGCACGCCCCUCCCGCGCGGGACGCCCCCCCCCAGGCGUCCAGCCUGGACCGGAGCGACGGGGAGCAGGCGCGGGCUCUUUUUGAGAGGGUGCGCAGGUUCCGCGCCCAUUGCGAGUCCUCCGAUAUAAUCUACAAGGUGUACCUGGCGCAGACCGUGUUCAAGGUGCUGAAGUUUGUGCUGAUCGUGAGCUACACGGUGCCGCUGCUCGGCUCCAUCUCCUUCAGCCACGUGUGUGAGCCACAGGCCCACGCCCUGACGGGGUACAGCGCCUUCCUGUGCACCCACAGCCUGGCCUCCACCCUGCGCAAGCUGCUGCUAGCGUACCUGGGCCUGCUGGUGCUGUUCGGCCUGCUGGGCCUCUACACGCUCUGCUGGAUCUGCCACAGGUCUCUGCGGCAGUAUUCCUUCCAGCGCGUGCGGGACUUGGGCUCCCUGCAGGACGUCCCGGACCUCUGUAACGACCUGGCCUUCCUGCUGCACAUGGCGGACCAGUACGACCCGCUGCUGUCGCGCCGGCUGUCCGUCUUCCUGUCGCCCGUCAGCGAGACGCAGCUGCUGGAGGAGAGCCUGGAGCGCCGGUGGGACGCCGCCCGGCUGCGGGCCGCCGUGACCUCCGACCCCCACGGCCACGCCCAGCUGCAGCUGGUGGCCCUACCCAGGCUGCCACACGCCCUCUUCUCCCUCAGCCACCUGGAGGUGCUGAAGCUGGAGCUGAUCGCCAACGCCAAGCUGCCCGCCCAGGUGUCCCACAUGACCUCACUCAGGGAGCUGCACCUGUACCACUGUCCCGCUGCGGUGGAGCCGGGGGCCCUGGCAGUGCUGCAGGAGCGCCUGGAGGCCCUGCACCUCACCUUCACCCAGGCCGCGGAGAUCCCCAGCUGGGUGUACGCGCUGCGGGGCCUGCAGGAGCUGCACCUGACCGGCCGGGUGGGCGGGGAGGGCGGGGCCGGGGGCGGGGCCGGGGGCAGGGCAGGGGGCGGGGCCGGGCGGGGCUGGGCCCUGGGCAGCCUGCGGCAGCUGCGGCACCUGCGCACGCUGGUCCUGCGGGGGGCGCUGCUGCAGCGGGUCCCGGGCGAGCUGGCGGAGGUGGCGGGCAGCCUGCUGAGGCUGGAGGUGCACAACGAGGGGGCGCGGCUGCUGGCGCUGACGGGGCUCCGGCGGCUGGCCGGGCUGGCGGAGCUCAGCCUGCAGGGCUGCCAGCUGGAGAGUCUGCCCUCGGCGCUGCUGGCCCUGGGCGGCCUGCGCGGCCUGGACCUGCGCCACAACGCCCUGCGCACCCUGGAGGGCCUGCUGGGCCUGCAGCACCUGCGCCGCCUGGCCUGCCUGCAGCUGGCGCACAACCGCGUGCUGGCGCUGCCCGCCAGCGUGGGCAUGCUGCGGGCGCUGGAGCUGCUGGACCUCAGCCACAACCGGCUGCAGACGCUGCCGCCCGCGCUCUUCACCCUGCCGCGCCUGCGCUGCCUCCUGCUGGCCGCCAACCUCCUGGAGGACCUGCCGGCGGAGGUGGCGGCGCUGACGCAGCUGGCGGAGCUGGACCUGAGCGCCAACAAGCUGGAGUCGCUCCCGCCCGCGCUGCCCGCCCGCCUGCGCACCCUGGACCUGGCCCACAACUCCCUGGGGGGCCUCCCGGCCGGGCUGGGGGCGCUGGGCGAGCUCUCGCGGCUGGACGUUCGCGGGAACAGCCUGGAGGCUCUGCCCGCGGAGCUGGGGGCGUGCGCGGGGCUGCGGGGGGGCGGGCUGCUGGCGGAGGACUGGCUCCUCCUCUCCCUGCCCGCCCACGUCCGCGAGUCCCUGCGGCAGCCGGACUCCGCCGCCGGCGCCGCCGCUGCCACGGCGACGGACGCGCGCUCCCGCCCAAACUCCCGCCCAAACUCGGACUCUCCACCUUCCACGACACGUGAGCUCCAUCGCUCUGGAGUUCGAUAG
Molecule: messenger RNA, 3162 nt
Organism: Anguilla rostrata (American eel)
Lineage: Eukaryota; Metazoa; Chordata; Actinopteri; Anguilliformes; Anguillidae
Product: volume-regulated anion channel subunit LRRC8D
Exons: 5
Coding region: 304-3162 (952 amino acids)
Molecular function (GO): protein binding
Source: RefSeq, a predicted model, not a curated record